Molecule: messenger RNA, 1036 nt
Organism: Galeopterus variegatus (Sunda flying lemur)
Lineage: Eukaryota; Metazoa; Chordata; Mammalia; Dermoptera; Cynocephalidae
Gene: HMG20B
Product: high mobility group 20B
Exons: 9
Coding region: 1-948 (315 amino acids)
Biological process (GO): regulation of gene expression
Cellular component (GO): nucleus
Source: RefSeq, a predicted model, not a curated record
AUGGUCACGCCCCUGGGGAAGGCUGCACCCAAUCGGACGUCUCGCCGAGGGUCUGGACUCCCCCGCCUGGCCCAGGGCUCCCCAGGUUUCUCCCGCACCCCGUUCCGCGACCUCUCUCCGGGGCUGCGGUUCCUCCCUGGGGCCCCCCUGUGUCCCCUAGUGUUUCUGACCCCCUCAGACCCCGCCUCCCCGGACUCGUGCCUGUCCUCCGCCCGGCCGGCGGGCGGCAAGGCUCCGGGCCAGCAUGGGGGCUUCGUGGUGGCUGUCAAGCAGGAGCGCGGCGACGGUCCGCGGGCCGGCGAGAAGGGGUCCCACGAGGAGGAGCCGGUGAAGAAGCGAGGUUGGCCCAAGGGCAAGAAGCGGAAGAAGAUUCUGCCGAAUGGGCCCAAGGCACCGGUCACGGGCUAUGUGCGCUUCCUGAACGAGCGGCGCGAGCAGAUCCGCACGCGCCACCCGGACCUGCCCUUUCCCGAGAUCACCAAGAUGCUGGGCGCCGAAUGGAGCAAGCUGCAACCGGCGGAGAAGCAGCGGUACCUGGACGAAGCCGAGAGGGAGAAGCAGCAGUACAUGAAGGAGCUGCGGGCGUACCAGCAGUCGGAAGCCUACAAGAUGUGCACGGAGAAGAUCCAGGAAAAGAAGAUUAAGAAAGAGGACUCAGGCUCCGGGCUCAUGAAUACCCUCUUGAAUGGACACAAGGGUGGGGACUGCGACGGCUUCUCCACCUUCGAUGUUCCCAUCUUCACUGAAGAGUUCUUGGACCAAAACAAAGGCUUGGCUGACCCGCCACCCCCUGCCCUGCCAGGCACGGGCGAGACGCCCACGCUCAGCACCCUGGACUUCUACAUGGCCCGGCUGCACGGCGCCAUCGAGCGCGACCCCGCCCAACACGAGAAGCUCAUUGUCCGCAUCAAGGAGAUCCUGGCCCAGGUCGCCAGCGAGCACCUGUGAGGGGUGGGCUGCCCCUCGGAUCCCGGGAAGGCGCUCUAAUCACAGCCGUUUCCACACCCCACCCAGAUGGACGAGAGUCUGGGGGUCC